Molecule: messenger RNA, 812 nt
Organism: Bolinopsis microptera
Lineage: Eukaryota; Metazoa; Ctenophora; Tentaculata; Lobata; Bolinopsidae
Exons: 4
Coding region: 19-429 (136 amino acids)
Source: RefSeq, a predicted model, not a curated record
UCCAGGCUCUGUUCAACCAUGUAUUUUGGAACCGUACACGCGUACGUUAAGUCGACGGAAAGCUGCUCAAAGUUUGCUAAACUUCUUGAAGAUGCAGGUUCUGAAAUUCUGCCCAAGUUCGGGGGCAGCAAGACGCUUUUCCUACCCAACAACUCAGCAUUCGAAAAGCUGACUGACCUAGAUUUGCAAGCGUUAGAAUUGUUUCCCAACAAGUUCGUUGGAUCCCUUCUUUACAAAGGUGAUUUGUGCACAGCAGGAAUGUUCCACAUUAAAGAUUUCAACACAAUCGACAGUACCUGGUCGGUAACUCUCAGCUCAGAGGACGAACUUAUCAUCGGUGAUGGAGCAAGGUUUCUGGAAUCAGACAUUCUGUGCAGUGACGGGGUGGUGCACGUGAUGGACACAGUCUUACUGGACACUGUUACCUGACACAGAGGGACUAAAGUGCAAAGAAACACAGUCACCUGAUACUGUCACGUGACACUCAGUCAGAUUCACUCAGACUCAGUCAGUCUUUCUUAGCAGAACUUGUACAUUAGGGUCGCUGUUUGAGUAAAAACUAAUUAGUUUGAGUUGUGGGAAUGUGGGUAAGCUAUUAUUUUGCAGGAACUUUUAGUUUACGUCAUAUACUCAAAUGUCAGCUCGCGGCUAGAGUCCCAUAUUACUUAGCGACCUUUUGAUAUUGUCAGUGAAGUCAGAAGGACUAUUGAAAACUAUUUACGAUUAAACUAUUUUGUGAGCGUGCAGUGAAAGUAGAGGCAAUAUUAUAGUCGUCAUAACACCAACAUUUGAAGGAUGUGAUUUUGAGUUUU